Molecule: messenger RNA, 519 nt
Organism: Protopolystoma xenopodis
Lineage: Eukaryota; Metazoa; Platyhelminthes; Monogenea; Polystomatidea; Polystomatidae
Source: the annotation of a GenBank genome assembly
AUGGCCAUCCUUGAAAUUCACAUCUACUCUGUGACCGAAGGGCACGGUUCGACUCCCGCUGGGGAUGUUGCUAAUACCCAUACGAGCUGCAGUCAGCCUCUCGUUUCGCGCAAUCAUCUCGCCGCCAGCUUGCACAAUCUGAACAACCUUCGUCGACAACAGCACCAACUGGCGACCCAAAUUGUCUGUCAGGCCCGACUGGGAGACACGAGGCCGAUGCGUGUCGUCUCGAGUGGAAGGGAUACAUCAAAUGUCCUCCCAAUUGGGAGCAUGUUGAAUGGAACUUGUGACCGUCGGCAACAGGAAGACGUCCGCCAAAGGGGUAAAACAAAUUUUAUUUUUAAAAGUGUGUCGCAACUUGGUCUGGUCGUCAGGGCGCCCAGUCCGAAGUCGUCUGCCAUCUUAAUUGUCAUCAUGUCCGGCAUCACACUGUCGACUUGGUACAUUCUCAAAUGUACCUUCUACCAAGUCGCCAUGACAACAAGACCAAGUUGCGACGACGAGGUCAAUCCACUUUAA